Messenger RNA from Mauremys mutica (yellowpond turtle), 1316 nucleotides. RefSeq names its product germ cell associated 1 (gene GSG1). Bases 140 to 1102 code for a protein of 320 amino acids. NCBI's taxonomy places the organism in Eukaryota, Metazoa, Chordata, Testudines, Geoemydidae. Gene Ontology annotation, cellular component: plasma membrane. The record is from RefSeq and is a predicted model, not a curated record. The transcript has 6 exons.
AGGAGAAAGAGCUUUAGAAGCAGCUUGUUUUCUUGAAAGAUCUAGCUGGUAGAUGCAGGAGAGAGCGAGGCAAAGAGUGAGUCCUACAGGUGUGCCGUCCACAAACUAAACAACAGCACGUAAAAGACCCACCAGCAAGAUGGAACUGCUGAAGAUCCUGCCUUGGCAUCGUGCUGUCUUGGCAGUUGUCUUGAAUCUGCUGGCUCUCUGCCUCUCUACCACAGCCUUGCUUGCCAGCUACUGGUGUGUUGGGACCCAGAAGGUGCCCAAGCCUUUGUGUGGAAAGGGCAAAGCCACCAAGUGCAUCGGUGUGCAUGUGUCCGCGGACGGAGGUGCUACCAAUUCUUCAUCCCAGGACGUAGUGCACUACAGCUGGGAGACCGGGGACGACCGCUUUGCCUUCCGAUACUUCCACACGGGCAUGUGGCUUUCCUGUGAGGAGAACAUGGAAGGGCCAGAUGAGAAAUGUCGUAGCUUCAUUGAGCUUUCACCCCCCGCAGAGAGAGGAAUCCUGUGGCUGGCGUUGGGGUCGGAGAUGGUCUACAUCAGCUUGCUGGUCAUUAGUUUCAUCCUGCUGCUGAUAGAAAUGCUGUACACUGGGAAUCCAGUCUGCGGGCUGAAGCUCAAUGCCUUCGCUGCUGUCUCCUCUGUGCUGUCUGGUCUGCUGGGGAUGGUGGCUCACAUGAUGUACUCACAAGUCUUCCAAGCGACUGUCAAUCUGGGGCCAGAGGACUGGAGACCGCACUCGUGGGACUAUGGCUGGGCUUUCUACAUGGCCUGGGCCUCCUUCACCUGCUGCAUGGCCUCUGCUGUUACCACCCUCAACACUUACACCAAGACCGUGCUGGAGUUCAAGCGUAACCAUAUCAAAGGCUAUGAUGGGAGCUUCAAGGACCAGUCACAGCACCAUCAGUGCUUCAUGUCGCAGCAGCAGCACAGGGAGCAGAUGAGCAGCUACUACCAGCAGCGAGACAAGUCUCUCCACUCCAUCUCAGAGGGGGUCGACUUUUACUCUGAGCUGCAGCAGAAGGUGCUACAGCGGGAACCUGAACUGGAGCUAGAUGAGGUCUUGGGACAGUCCAUGGAAGAAGAUCGCUGUUAGGGAGUGGGGAGCAGGCUGCUUGGGAAGCAGUAGGGAGAUUGAGGUCUGAACCAAAUACUAGUAUCAUUGUUAUCAAGUUCUCUGGUGUUCUGGUUCCUUUCUUUAACACUUGUGGGGGGCUGGGAGGAGGAAAAGGCAUGUGGUCACUGUUAUCAAUGUCUUUGGGCAGCACUGCAGGGACACUUACAGGGACAUUGUUGCUUGUGCUACUGGA